AUGGGUAUAAAACAAUUGAUUUUUAGAAACCUAAAGCCUGCUUUAUAAUACAUUUUUGUACUGAUUACUAUCCGGAACUUCAACUACAUUGAAGCUACAUUUUCUUCGAGUGCAGUUAGCCAAACUUAUAGACCAACAAUCGAUCGAUCGAUCGGCCAGCGUGUGGCCCGUAUUCCGUGUCCAUUAGAGAGCAAUUUUCAAGCGAGAAGGCCUUGGCUCAUAUGGUGCAAUAGUUGGAGUGGCCAGCAGGCCAUCCGGCCAGCAGAACACUUUCACAAAUCCGCUUUCCACCUGAUUGCGCAAUCGAAUCCGAAUGCCCCCGACGCUAAGCGCGUCAAACGGCAAAACUCUUUCAAUGUCAUUGCAAUUGCAAUUGCAAGUUCGCUGCCGCCGCACAAGCCCACACACAACAGUAUGUUGGUCGUCAGGCUCAAGGCCACGUCAGCAAUAAAGUAAGCCAGGUUGACCAACAUGUGUACUGUAUGUAUGCACACAACAGUUUGGCCAAGAAGCCGGGAUGGCGACGGGGGGCAGAGGGCGGAGCGCCUGCGCCCAAACAAAAAGCAUAGCCAACAACAGCCGGUUGCACAACAACAAGCCGAAAAGUGGGUGUGCGCCGACGAGCCCACCACCGCUCACUGGCCCAAACGGAGCCACCCGAUCCCCGCCUGACUAAAAAUGCCACCUUCUCCACCGGCGUUCGGGUGCAGCAAUGUCUGGCCAAAAGAGCGGAAAAUCAAGUCUAGCUUGGUGCGACCACCAACACUGAAUACCCUAUAAAGGUAAAACUCGGGAAUUUCCCAAUAAUGUUGUAACAUUUUCAAAAGUCAGAUGAUGCAAGCAAAGAUUUAGCAAUGCUAUGAUUUCCAAUUUGAAAAUAUGCCGUCUGUAUAUCUGUUGUCUUUCAGUUGAUACGUAUUUGAAAUCGAUCUAGUAAGUCCCGAAAAAAAUAUCACCAAAGCUAUUUUCGAAUUUGAUAUAUUCUAUAUAUUUGUAUAUGUAAAAGCACAACUUAGCCAACAAAAUGUCUCGAUACUCCAUGAAAGGCAUCAAUUUCAAUGUUAAACGCGAUAUACAGAAGGUGGAUGCUCGCACCUAUGGAUUCCUGAAGACCAAGGGAUCGGAUACGCCGAUGCCCACGGCCGCGAAGAGGAUUAAUCAAUCGACGUUGAUCGAAAGAUUGAAGUCCAUAACAUUAUCUGAAGUGGUGGGCGACGAAGAUCAAUCGUCUACGGAUUCGUUGGAACCGGGUAGCAUGUCCUUCGAAAUGAAACGGAAGCUAUUUGAUGCAGCCGAGUUUACCAUCACCCGAGGUCGGAAACUGAGUGACCUACCGCAUGCCGCCGAUGAGGGGAUUAACUUUAGUCCGUACGAUACCGGCAACAAGACACUCGAAGAAAUCGAGGAAUACUGCCGUGCCCUCAACAUUAAGUUUGCCAAAUGAAAGGAUAAGCUCUUUCAGAGAUUUUACACAAUGGAAUUUGGUGGAUAAAGGAUGAAACUGAGCAGGAGAGUAAUAAGGUCUAUAUUCUAUACAAUCCAAUGCAAAUCAAAAAAACUAUUUUAUAAAGCUGAGUUCACUUCAGAACAAAACCAAAACUGUACUGAAUAGAUUUUAUAUUUUGCAUAAUAAAACAUAAUCUUAAAUAAAUAUGGCAAUUUUGUUUAAGUAUAUAAUGAAAUUAGGUACGAGUGCAAGCUUCAAGCAAACAUCGAUAUACCCUUUGCAUGGAAAUUCCAAACCAAACUCGUUUCACAUUUUUAAAGUUUUUCUCGAGUUGUUGUGCCAGUUUUUUUUGUUUUUUUUUUUUGUUUUGCGUAAUAAAUAAACAAAGCAAUGUGACGAUCGACUUGAAUAAGUUAUUCAACGCAUUCUCCUGCAAUUCCGCGUACGCAUCGUACUUUCUUUAUUGCACUUCGACUUUCUUUUGGGCCAUGUUUGCUCAAAACUUGACCCAAUUCUCGGUUUUAUGUCCGUCGAUUUGAUAAUGAGAAGAUCAUCAACAAAUUUUCAUUGAGCCAUUUGGUGCUGAUAAGGAAUAACUGCACUUGAAACUCGAGAUUUCUUAUCAAUACCGCCUUACGAUCGCCUAUAAUACUUUGCUUUUUAUGCUACCCUACAACACUGCCAUAAAUAUUAGUUCGUUUUUUUCGUUUAUUAGAAAUUACACAUAGACCUAACCACUUUCCAUAGAAAGAUUUAUUAAACACUUCCUGAACUCCCAGGGUCACAAAACAUUUUAAUUUGCAAACCAGUUCCGCUUCUCGAAUGCAGACACUUAAGUUCUUGACUUUCACUUGAUCAUUAAUGGGUAUAACUCAAUGGGGAGCACUUCUAAAGCAUUAUCAGUGGGUGCAACCUCUCGAGUUGGACUUCAAAAUGGGCACGAGGACCGGACCAGAUUUGCAGCGCCACUUAAUUGAUGCAAAUCGAAAUCGAAAUCGUGUCAGAGUCAGAAUCAGAAUUUUUCGCUCAGAUAACGAUAUCACUCGACGUUUGCCGAGAUGCGUCCUUUGGAAUGGAAAAUUUUUCGACUCGAACGCAAACAUGUUUCGCAAAUGCAGCUUGGAAUUUUCCAUUGACAUUCACAAGAAUUGUAAAGUUAACCCUGAAUCUGGUUGCAGAUCCAAGUCGAUUCAUAUUCAUUUUUUUCAAUAGCUGCAGUUGUUUUUUCAACGCACCAAAGUGUAUGGGCUAUAUGAAGUAUAAAGUUUUCAAUUUAGGAAACAAUUUGAAAUUAAAUAUCAAACUUUCUUUGAUCACUGAACUUCAGGUAGUGUCAUUAGCAUAAGAUAUCUUAAAGAUAGAUUUCGUAACUAGAUUGUUUCGAGAUAGAUGUAUGAUUAACAGAACCCAAACCUAUAAAUAUAUUAUGCUUGAUAUUUAAUCCGAACAAUAAAAAAAGCAGAUAACAAUUCAAGCGCAACUUAGUUUUAUGUCAGUUCGAUCUGCUUUGGUUGGGGUUUUAUUUUAAGGAGAUUGUGCCUCCAAAACGUAUCCGGACAGGAAAUACCUGUAUGAUGCGUACUUGAGCCGAGAACACGUUUAUCGUAUAACAUUUAAAGAGAAACAUUAAACAAAUGCGUCGGUCGUCGGUUCAUUGGCAUGCAAUCGUCAAAAAAUGUGUCUGGCACGUUACCGAAAUGCUAAUCGCUUCACCUUUCGUUCCGAUCUCUCAA
This is a messenger RNA of Drosophila simulans, 3180 nucleotides long. RefSeq lists its product as uncharacterized. NCBI's taxonomy places the organism in Eukaryota, Metazoa, Arthropoda, Insecta, Diptera, Drosophilidae. The transcript has a single exon. Bases 1025 to 1444 code for a protein of 139 amino acids. The record is from RefSeq and is a predicted model, not a curated record.